Molecule: messenger RNA, 1173 nt
Organism: Hemisphaericaspora subhashii
Lineage: Eukaryota; Fungi; Ascomycota; Pichiomycetes; Serinales; Debaryomycetaceae
Gene: SGT1
Product: co-chaperone
Exons: 1
Coding region: 1-1173 (390 amino acids)
Biological process (GO): protein stabilization
Molecular function (GO): protein-folding chaperone binding
Source: RefSeq, a predicted model, not a curated record
AUGGCUAUCGAAGCUAGAAUCAAGAAAGGUGACAACGCGUUAAAGAACAAGGAUUACCUCGGAGCAAUCCAAGAAUUCACUGCUGCAAUUAAAGAAAACCCCGAAUCAUUUGCUCCAUUUCUUAAACGAUCAAGCGCGUAUCAAAAGUUGAGUAAUUAUGAAAAAGCCAAAGAAGAUAUUUCAACAGCUUUUACAAUUGCUAAUCAAAGAGGAAAGCGUACUGAAAUUGGAUUAUGUUAUUUCAGAUUAGGGUUGAUUUAUUAUUUGGAGAAAAAAUUCAAGAUGGCCUUAGGACAAUUCGAAAAGGCUACAGAAUAUGAUUGUCAAGAGAAGACAUUGGCUAUGUGGAAGAAUAAAGCAGAAUACGAUGUUAAGAAGCAUCCAGAAGAAGAAGAAGACGAUCUUGUUGGUGACUUGGAAAUAGAUGAUGAUUACAAUGAAACAGCUGCUGAAGAUCUUAAAACCCCCCAUUCCACACCAAUUAAUGUCCCUGAAGGAAAAUCAGCUCCACUAACAGUUCCAAAACCGAAAGUUGAUUUAAGUGAUAAACCAUCUACCAGUAUUGAUGUUAUUAAUAAAUUAGCUCCUUUGAAUAUUAAGAUUAGGGAAGAUUGGUAUCAAUCCAAUGACGAGGUUAUAAUUACAAUCUAUGCCAAGGGUGUUAAGGAAGAGAAAUUAAAGGUUGAUUUUGAAAAAAGGGCCGUUUCCAUAUCUUUCCCAAGUGGGUCGAAUUCAGAAUAUAAUUAUCAUUUAGAUCCUUUAUUUGAUGAAAUUGAUCCUGAACAAUCGAAAUAUAAGAUCUUUUCAACAAAAUUAGAAAUCCAAUUAAAGAAAAAAGAAGCAAAGAAAUGGUCGUCUUUAGAAGCUGAAUUGGAAGAAAUUGGAAACAAGCAAGAUCAAGACGAGUCUACUCCGGAAUACCCUUCCUCUUCAAAGAAGAAAGUCAACUGGAAUAAAUUCAAGGUUGAUGACGAUGAUAAUGAACCUAGCAGUACCAACAGUUUCUUUGAAAAGAUCUUUAAGGAUGUAGAUGAAGAUUCUAGAAGAGCUAUGAUGAAAUCAUAUGUUCAAUCUAAUGGUACUGUGUUGACAACAAACUGGGACGAAGCAAAGGAUAAAGAAUUUGAAACUCAGCCACCAGAUGGGAUGGUUGCUAAGAAAUGGAGACAGUAA